AUGCAUCGACCCAAGCGACCAGCAUCGACCCAAGCGACCAGCAUCGACCCACGCUCCCGCCAUCGACCCAAGCGACCACCAUCGACCCAAGCGACCACCAUCGACCCAAGCGACCAGCAUCGACCCAAACGACCAGCAUCGACCCACGCUCCCGCCAUCGACCCAAGCGACCACCAUCGACCCAAGCGACCAGCAUCGACCCAAGCGACCAGCAUCGACCCACGCUCCCGCCAUCGACCCAAGCGACCACCAUCGACCCAAGCGACCAGCGUCGACCCAAGCGACCAGCAUCGACCCAAGCGACCAGCAUCGACCCACGCUCCCGCCAUCGACCCAAACGACCAGCAUCGACCCACGCUCCCGCCAUCGACCCAAGCGACCACCAUCGACCCAAGCGACCGCCAUCGACCCAAGCGACCAGCAUCGACCCACGCUCCCGCCAUCGACCCAAACGACCAGCAUCGACCCAAACGACCAGCAUCGACCCACGCUCCCGCCAUCGACCCAAGCGACCACCAUCGACCCAAGCGACCGCCAUCGACCCAAGCGACCAGCAUCGACCCACGCUCCCGCCAUCGACCCAAACGACCAGCAUCGACCCACGCUCCCGCCAUCGACCCAAACGACCAGCAUCGACCCACGCUCCCGCCAUCGACCCAAGCGACCACCAUCGACCCAAGCGACCAGCAUCGACCCAAACGACCAGCAUCGACCCACGCUCCCGCCAUCGACCCAAGCGACCACCAUCGACCCAAGCGACCAGCAUCGACCCAAGCGACCACCAUCGACCCAAGUGACCAGCAUCGACCCACGCUCCCGCCAUCGACCCAAACGACCAGCAUCGACCCACGCUCCCGCCAUCGACCCAAGCGACCACCAUCGACCCAAGCGACCGCCAUCGACCCAAGCGACCACCAUCGACCCACGCUCCCGCCAUCGACCCAAGCGACCACCAUCGACCCAAGCGACCGCCAUCGACCCAAGCGACCACCAUCGACCCACGCUCCCGCCAUCGACCCAAACGACCAGCAUCGACCCAAACGACCAGCAUCGACCCACGCUCCCGCCAUCGACCCAAGCGACCACCAUCGACCCAAGCGACCGCCAUCGACCCAAGCGACCAGCAUCGACCCACGCUCCCGCCAUCGACCCAAACGACCAGCAUCGACCCACGCUCCCGCCAUCGACCCAAGCGACCACCAUCGACCCAAGCGACCGCCAUCGACCCAAGCGACCACCAUCGACCCACGCUCCCGCCAUCGACCCAAACGACCAGCAUCGACCCAAACGACCAGCAUCGACCCACGCUCCCGCCAUCGACCCAAGCGACCACCAUCGACCCAAGCGACCGCCAUCGACCCAAGCGACCAGCAUCGACCCACGCUCCCGCCAUCGACCCAAACGACCACCAUCGACCCAAACGACCAGCAUCGACCCAAGCGACCACCAUCGACCCAAGUGACCAGCAUCGACCCACGCUCCCGCCAUCGACCCAAACGACCAGCAUCGACCCACGCUCCCGCCAUCGACCCAAGCGACCACCAUCGACCCAAGCGACCGCCAUCGACCCAAGCGACCACCAUCGACCCACGCUCCCGCCAUCGACCCAAACGACCAGCAUCGACCCAAACGACCAGCAUCGACCCACGCUCCCGCCAUCGACCCAAGCGACCACCAUCGACCCAAGCGACCGCCAUCGACCCAAGCGACCAGCAUCGACCCACGCUCCCGCCAUCGACCCAAACGACCACCAUCGACCCAAACGACCAGCAUCGACCCAAGCGACCAGCAUCGACCCACGCUCCCGCCAUCGACCCAAGCGACCACCAUCGACCCAAGCGACCAGCAUCGACCCAAGCGACCACCAUCGACCCAAGUGACCAGCAUCGACCCACGCUCCCGCCAUCGACCCAAACGACCAGCAUCGACCCACGCUCCCGCCAUCGACCCAAACGACCACCAUCGACCCAAGCGACCAGCAUCGACCCAAGUGACCAGCAUCGACCCACGCUCCCGCCAUCGACCCAAACGACCACCAUCGACCCAAACGACCAGCAUCGACCCAAGCGACCAGCAUCGACCCACGCUCCCGCCAUCGACCCAAGCGACCACCAUCGACCCAAGCGACCAGCAUCGACCCAAGCGACCACCAUCGACCCAAGCGACCGCCAUCGACCCAAGCGACCAGCAUCGACCCACGCUCCCGCCAUCGACCCAAGCGACCACCAUCGACCCAAGCGACCACCAUCGACCCAAGCGACCACCAUCGACCCAAGUGACCAGCAUCGACCCACGCUCCCGCCAUCGACCCAAACGACCAGCAUCGACCCACGCUCCCGCCAUUGA
Linnemannia hyalina is the source of this 2346-nucleotide messenger RNA. The record is from the annotation of a GenBank genome assembly. NCBI's taxonomy places the organism in Eukaryota, Fungi, Mortierellomycota, Mortierellomycetes, Mortierellales, Mortierellaceae.